Molecule: messenger RNA, 7251 nt
Organism: Effrenium voratum
Lineage: Eukaryota; Dinophyceae; Suessiales; Symbiodiniaceae
Source: the annotation of a GenBank genome assembly
GCACUUUGCAACUUCAGCCGCUUUUAACGUUCCGCUGCUUUGUUUUCCCGCUGCACGUCAGCCAUGGGGCAGUCAGGAGGAAAGAUGCCAGGCAACCUGCAGCUGGCCAAGGGCGAGCCGAGGCCCAAAGGCUGCUGCGAGUCGCCGAAGGGCGGUGAGGUCAACUUCACCAUCGACGCGCCGGGACGGGGGUCUGUGUGGCUGUACCUGCUCCUGCCUGAAGGCCAUGAAGGUGCAUCAACUCUUGAAGGAGUGGAUUCUUCCGGUGGGGAGCUCUACGUACAGCUGGAUCCAUCCACCAACAAAACCGGAGAUACGUGGCACGUGAAGCUGACUUUGCCUGGCGGCUUCGACCCAAAGGGAGCGAAGUAUAUGUGGAUCCUGGAUCCCAAGUUGGACCAGCAUGGGCUUCCAGAGGCCAAUGCCGUGCGUAUCCUGGACCCUUGCGCCAAGUGUUUGGACAGCCGCUACGCCAAAGACUGGAACAAGCGAGGUGGUCCCAAGUUCUCGCCCAUGGCAGUGGUCCCUGACCGCCGGGCCAUCUACGAGUUCGACUGGCAAGGCGUGAAGCCGCCAAACCUUCAUUUGAAGGACUUGGUCAUCUACGAAGCACAUGUGCGCGGUUUCACUCGGAAUCCGGACAGCAAGCUGCAAGAUUGGGACGCUACUGCCGGCACAUUUUUAGGUUUCAUCCAAAAGAUUCCCCACUUGCUCAAGCUGGGGAUCAAUGCUGUAGAGUUGUUGCCAGUCUACGAGUUCGAUGAGACUGCUUGCCCCAGGAAGAACCCGGAGAACGGCGAACAAUUGUGUAACUUCUGGGGCUACUCUACAGUCAACUUUUUCGUGCCGAUGCAGCGCUUCUCUUCGCGUGACCGAAUCGGCGCGGCGAUCGUGGGCUUCAAGACGCUGGUGAGAGAGCUUCACCGGCAAGGCAUCGAGGUGAUCUUGGACGUGGUCUUCAACCACACCGCCGAGGGUGCGUGGGGUGAGCAUUUCUGGCACAGCUGGGCGGCGAUUGCCAAGAACCGCUACUACAUUCUCAGCAAUGGCCAGGACACAAACUACACAGGUUGCGGCAACACCGUGAAUGCGAACGACCCCAUGUGCUCUGACUGGAUCGUGGAAUGCCUGAGUUAUUGGGUCGACGAGAUGCACGUGGAUGGCUUCAGGUUUGAUUUGGCCUCCGCCCUCACAAGAGGGAAUGAUGGCAAGGUGUCCAUGGAUCCACUGCUGAUCAAGAAGAUGGCAAAUGAGCCCAAGCUCAAGAGAGCAAAGUUUAUCGCAGAAGCGUGGGACUGCUCCUGGCCGGAUGGCUACCUGGUGGGAAAGUUUCCAUCUGGUGGACCUCCCAGAUGGGCCGAAUGGAACGGCAUCUUCCGCGAUACGAUACGCUGCUUCAUCAAGGGAGACGAGGGCAAGAAGGGGGACUUCGCCACCAGGAUUUGCGGAAGCUCGGACCUCUUCAAGCACAAUGGCAGGAAGCCUUUCCAUUCCAUCAACUUCAUCACUGCCCAUGAUGGCUUCACACUGAAGGAUCUUGUCUCUUACAACGGCAAGCACAACACCUGCAACGGUGAGAAUAGCGGAGAUGACCACAACAACUCAUGGAACUGUGGCCACGAAGGUGACACAGGUGAUGGGGGCGUGAAUCACCUCCGCAGCCGUCAGAUCCGGAACUUUAUGGUGGCUUUGUUUAUGAGCGCCGGAACGCCCAUGAUUCUCUAUGGUGAUGAGUAUGGCCGUUCCCAGCGGGGCUGCAACAACGGCUGGUGCCAAGAUGCGCGCUGCUGGUUUUCUUGGAGUGACUCUGAGAAACAAGAGAACAAUCUCAUGCGCUUCGUGCGGCUGUUGAUCUCCUUGAGGAAGCAAUAUGCCGGCAUCUUCAACAGGGAAGAGUUCAUGUCCAACAAGGACAUUUGGUGGCGAGUUCACUGGGAUGAUCCCUACAACUACAUUUGCUAUGUCCUUCACGACCACCACGCCACAGGUCAAGGCUAUGCUGGCUUGAUGGUAGCAUUCAACGCGGGCCAUGAGGUGAGAUGUUGCGACCUGCCGCAAGAUAAGCCUUGGUACCGCAUCAUCGACACCAACCUGCCAGCACCAAAGGACAUCUGCGAGAACGAGGCCUCGUCGGUGAAGAUCACCUCGCAGUCCUACGUGAUGCAGCCCUACAGCUGCAUCGUGCUGAAGACCUACUCCGACAAAAAGUCGAUCAAGGAGUAUGCCAGGACAGAUGCGGAGUACGGCGCCCAUCAGGACAUCAACCGGCACAUGAAGGAGGUCAUCAAGCGCCGGAUGUCCAUGGAGUUUACCUCCAGUACGGGCACACCCCACAUCCAGGACAUCGGCAAGCGGCAAAGCAACGAAGCCAUGGAGCGCAUGCAGUCCAUGGUGCGCAUGAGAUCGCUGAUGUCCGGUGCCUUCAUGGACGCGAUCGAGGAGGGCGAGAGCUUGGAGACCAAAAAGGAGGAAGCGUUCCAGCCCCCGCCCAGAAAGCCGUCGCGCGAGCAGGUCCAAAAGAAGCCAUCGAAGCUGCCGCUGCCGGCAAAGCCCGCGACAGGAGGGGAGGGCGCGAAGGUCAUCGACACAGACCUUGGGGACAAGCGAGUGGAAGCCAUCCUUUACCCGGACGGCGCUGAAGGUAGAGUGCUGGAAGUGAGGGCCAAAGGCUUUGGCGGAGGGGAGCUCAUCUUUCACUGGGGUCUUAUUGAGAGCUUCGGCGCCGGCUGGUCCAAUGCUCCGGAGCAGGUGUGCAAUGCCAGCUGGCCGGACAAGACCAAGACCUUCCCAGGGGCCAAUCAGACGGUUUUCUCGGAUGCGGAGGACGAUGGGUUUAGGCGCGUGAUGAUCCCCUUCCCCCGCAAUGUGAAGGUGAAGGCGGUAAACUUCGUGCUGCACCAGCCUCCCAAGGGCUGGCACAAGCCUGGGCAUCAGGACUUCACGGCGGAGUGGCCACAGGCGGAGUCCUUGUUCAGUGCUGCUGCUGACCGCGCGACGGAAGCGGAGUCUGGCAAGUGGUGCCAGCUGGUGGCGGCGCUUCACUCACUCAUCAGCCGAUGUUGCCGGUGUUUUCAGAGGAGGUCGCCUGAGGAAGUGUAUUUCGACCAGUCCGUGCGAACCACUCGCUGGAAGGUGAGGGGCGGUAACUUGAUGGGAGUCGGAGCGGUCUGGGCUGAAGGUGCCCUGGUGCAUUUCGUGACCGACCUGGACACUGAGCUGAUGCUCCACUACGGGCCGGGGGAUGCCUACAACAAGUGGGUCUUCGCGAGAUCGGAGAACUUCCGGAGCGCUCCGGAGGAUGGGGUCAAAGAGAUCGUGGUGAAGCUGAAGCCGGAGGAGGUGACCAAGAAGUUCAUGUUUGUUCUGAAGUUCCCAGGCAACACGUGGGUGAAGGACGGCGCGGACGACUUCAAGCUCUGGUUGCCAGAGGAUGAGUCUCUAGUGCAGGCGCGGCUAUCGAAGGAAGCGGAGAAAGAAGCCAAGGCGCAGGCCAAGAAGGAGGAGGUCAAGCAGAAGGCGCAAAAGAUGGCGAGCAACUUCGACCAACAGCUUCAGCAAUUCCGUCAGAGCCGACCGGAGCGAAAGCAGUCCGGCAAGAUCCACUUCCAAAGUAUCACCUUGUCAGAGCAGGCAGGAGACGUGGACGUCGCCUGUCGUCGAGCGGGCGACGGCUUCGUGGUGCAAAUUACCGGCUUCCUGCAUCCGGACAAGGCUGGGAGCUCUGCUUUGCUGCACUGGGGCGUCUUGAACGACUUCCGUGACCGACACUGGCACUGCCCUCCGGAGGAGUGCUUGCCGGACGGGAGCAAAAUCAUGGAUGCCAAGGCCUGCCAGACUCCUUUCGAACUGGACGACGGCAUAUUGCGCCUGGACAUCUCGCUGCCCACGUCCACCAUGUCCGAUGGCGCCUGCGUUCCGGCGAUCCCGGGCAUGGCCUUUGUCAUCCGGGUGCCGGAGAAGGACAAGUGGCUGAAGUGCGAGGAUGGGAAGGACUGUGUGGCCUUCUUCCGGGAUCCCCCGGCCAAGCAAGGAUGGAAGGGUGGAUGGCAAGAGCAGGUGAACUUUAUCAUCGAGUCGGAGACCAAAUGGGGCCACAUGACCCUCAUGCACAGAUACAACAAUUGUCGUGACAUGAUUCAAACCUGGUCCAGCCGAAGCAACACUGGAGAGGCAGCUAUGAGGCGCAUGCCCUCGUGGUCAGCCACCUUCAACAAAGACGCGCUGCGGCGUGCUUCCUGGUCAAGGCUACCAUCAGCCUCCCUUCUGAUUGACCCGGAGGAGGAGAAAUCCGAGGAGCAGGAUGAUGAGCUUUGGAGCUGGAUCUUCGUUUGGCAACGGUUCUCUUUCAUGCGGCUGCUUGACUGGCAACGCAACUACAACACCAAGCCUCGAGAGCUUGCCGGUGCCACUGAUUCUUUGGCCAACAAGAUCUGCAGCGUGUGGAAGGAGUAUCCGAACAUCCGUCUGUGGGCACGUUGGACUCUCGCGACCAUUGGAAGAGGUGGCAAUCAGGGCCAGGCAAUCCGAGACGAGAUCUUGCACAUCAUGCAUCGGAACAAGAUCCCUGAGACGAAGGGCCAUUUCUAUGAAGAGUGGCACCAGAAGCUGCACAACAAUACCACCCCGGACGACGUGGGCAUUUGCAAGGCGCUGCUGGCCUUUCUGCGCACGGGCGGGAAGAUGGAGGAGUACUGGAAGGUGCUCCAUGACCACGGCAUCACCAAGGAGCGGCUCGCCUCCUACGAGCGAUCCAUCACCAAGGAGCCGUACAUGCACGGUGAUGCUGGGCGGCUCAUCAUGGAGUUCGAGAACUACCUGAGGAUCCUGCAAAGCGUCCAUGAUGCCCUGGACUUGAAAACGGCCAUCGAUGCAGCCAAGAGCUGCUUGCCCAAGCAGGUCAUGGAUCAGCUCCAGGAGAUCUCGGGCAGCGACGCCAAGAUGAAGCGUUCCCGCUCGCUUGGAAGCCUGGACAAGGAUUCUCAGGAAAAGAGUCACCAAAGAUUCAUGAAGCUCGCGGAGGCUCGAUUAGGCAUCCUGGGAAUUCUGAACGACUCCAAGACAGAUGUCGGAGUCAUUCGGCAGCUUCUGCUCUUGGACUACUCUUUGGAGACUCAGCAGAGUGUCAUCGCCCAGGGCAACACCGACGAGACGCGGCUCCCAACCCUCUGCGAGCAGAUGAAGGCCUUCCUGACCUCCGUGGUGGGGCACAUCCCUUUGCACGGGGAGCUCCGAGCAUUGCUGGUGGACUGGACUCAGCUUGCCCCGGAAUGUGCCAACCUGAAGUUCGGCGCCGGCCCCGCGGAGAGCGCCUUGAUGCUGAAGGCCCUCUGUGACCGCCUGGCCCGCGUGGUGGGCGAGCAGGUGGACACGUUCCAGACUCUGCUAGCUCCCAAGGCGACCACUUUGGGCCAAGCAGUGGGAGUGGAGAAGAAUGUUCUCGAGGUCUUCGUGGAUGAGGUCCUUCGCGGGAGCGCGCUCUUUGCGCUGAGCCUCAUCCUGAAACGCCUGGAGCCGCAGCUGCGGAGCAUCGCGCAGCUGCCGCCGUGGCAGAUGAUCUCCGCUGUCGACCACCCCGUCCAGGGCGAGUUGGUCUCCGUACCGCGGAUGCUCCACAUGCAGGACAAGAUCUUCGAGACGCCCACAAUUAUGCUCAGUGGCCUCGUCAGUGGUGAGGAGGAAGUUCCAGUGGGCGUGCAGGCGGUGCUGGUCCGAGACGCCAAGUCCGCACCAGACAUCCUCAGCCACUGCGCGGUGCGCGCGCGGAACUCCGGGGUGCUCCUGGCGUCCUGCUACGACUCCACCCUCACCGAAAAAAUCGAAGCGGAGCUCUUGGGGCAAUGGGUUCAGGUGGUUUGCUCUGCGGACGGCUCCGUGGAAAUCAAGGCGGCUGAGCGCCCGAUGGCGGACCCCAAGCGCAUGCGCAUGAUGGCCAGAAGUGCCAGCCGCGACCUCACCCAGGAGCUGAUGUCCAAAGAAACAGACUCAACCAAGCUCGUGAACAUGAACCUAAAGGAAGACUUUGGGUGCAAAUGGGUCGUCACGCCUGAGAAGAUGGACAAAUCGAAGGUGGGUAGCAAGAGCCUAAAUCUGGCGCUGCUAAAGCCGCAGCUGCCGAAGGAUAUCCUGACGCCCCAAGCAGUGGCGAUGCCGUACGGCUCGAUGCAGAAGGCGUUGACGAGCAGAGAAAAUGCCAAGGAGUGGCUCUCGAAGCUGGAGGCGUGCCUGGCCCAGCUGCAGCCCACCAGUAGCAACGAGGAUGCCAAGACCAUCUUCCAGGAGGCCCAGGUCUAUGUGAACGCUUUGCAGAUGCCAUCGGAGCUGGACCAAGCUCUGCGAAGCGCCAUGGAAGAGGUGGGCAGCAAGGAGGGCGAGAAGCGCCUGCUGAAUUUGUACCACCGGGGCGAUGCCUGGGAUGCCACCAAGCAGGUGUGGGCCUCUCUCUUUGGCUUGCGGCCCUGGGUGUCUUUGGCCAAGGCAGGUCGGAGCUUCUACGACCUCAACAUGGCCGUGCUCGUGCAGGAGCUCCUGCCAGCAAAGUACGCCUUUGUGCUGCAUACCAAGAACCCCUUCACCAAUGAUCCCAAUGAAGUCUACGGCGAGGUGGUGCCAGGUAGAGGUGAAACCUUGGUAGGCAACUACCCGGGGCGCGCCCUGAGCUUUCGAGCAAGGAAGGGCGAAACGCCAGUGGUGACCUCCUUCCUGAGCAAAAGCACGUUGCUGCGGACACAGGAGUGUCUCAUCUUCCGGUCUGACAGCAACGGAGAGGACUUGGAGGGCUUCGCUGGCGCCGGCCUCUUCGAAUCGAUCUGUGCGACGUCGGACAUUCCUUGCAUGGUGAGGUUCCACCGGCUACGACUACUUACAGACCAUAGCUUUCGUUGGCAUCCCGUGCGCCGCGGAAUGGGGAAUCGAGUUGAGUCAGGCCAGACCCUGCUCAGCAAACUGGCGGAGGCGGGCCGCGCCGUGGAGAAGGCCUUUGGGUCCCCGCAGGACAUUGAAGGCUGUGUGGAUCCACAGGACAGGAUUUUCAUUGUGCAGAGCAGACCGCAGGUGUGAUUCCGCUCUGCGCGAAAGUGGAACAGUGGGACAGACAUAUUUUUCUGCAUGCCGCACAUCGAAUCGCUUGAGUCUUUAGCUUAUGUUCCAUCACGUGCGGCUGACAGAGUUGCAAAAAUGUGCGCUGAGCGAUACCUGCAACGCAGAGCACGCCUCUAUCAGCAUUGUUCAAAGCAAGGAAGUCUCUCGUGUUGG